UGCGGACGGAGCCCAGCAGCAGCAUGGACGGGGCUGGGGCGCGUGUGUGGGCGGACACCUUCGCCCGGCUGAUGGCCGAGAGGAAGCCCAGGGACGUCUGGGUUCUGCACCCUGAGGAGAGCCUGGUCGCCGGGGACCUGGAGGGCGGUGGUUUCCAGUACCAGCUGAAGGGGCUUUCGAGGCUCCAGUGCAGCCGCUGCCCUUGGACCUGGCGCUCUGCCCACCUGCAGGUCCUCUUCCACCUGUGGUGGAAUGGGGGCAGCGGCCGGGGGCUGGUGAGGAUGCGUGUCUGGGGCCAGCAGUGCCGGCUGUGCCCCCUGGACACCGGGGCAGAGUGCCAGGUGAGCCCUACUGACGUCCACAGCUUCCUCAGCAAGCUGGUGCUGCACAUCCUGUGGAGAUGCUACGGGGACCGCGGCCACCCAGGGCAGCACGCAGAGGUUCUCCUCGGGGACUGCGAGGCCUGCGCCCUGGGGCUCUGUUUCCUGCAGCAGGUGCCCCACCCUGCCAGGGGGCCUAUGGUCAAGAGCGCCGAUGCCAAGAAGGGCAGGCCCGCUGUGCAGGGCAGUGGCUCUGCCACAGUGGCCAGCGGCCAGCAGCUGUUCAACCCCAUCAAUGGCCCCACACCUGCCACCAUCCCCCUUCUGGUCAUUGACUUCAGUGAGAACCUGUCCCCCGAGAGUGACGGCUUCCUGGGUGGCGGUGAGGGCACCAUAACCAUCCCUUUCUCUCUUGCUGGUGGCCGCCAGAAGGGCUCCCUUCCAGCACCCAUUAUUGGCCAGGGCUCCCUCUGCCUAUCUGGGAGCUCUGUGGCCGAGUCUGAGCACAAAGGCAUCCCGUUGGAUAUCAGGGCCCCCAUCUUCCACCGCCGAGGCCUGCCGGGCAGCAUGCAGAAGGCCUUCGCACUCAGGGGCUUCCUCUUUAAGGGCCAGGGCUUCUUCCUCAGCCCCAGUGGUAUGGCUGAGGGCAAGGGCCCGGUGUCCUUCAGCUAUGGCCAUGUCACUGCUGGGGGAGACCCACCCCUGGUAGCCUACAUCAUUGGCCUCAUGGCUAAUGGGGAGGGCUCCCUCACCUUCCCCUCAUUCUUAGCCAGCAUCAUCAGAGGUCAGGACAUGGUCUCUGACAUCGCCCAGGGCAAAGGGCAGGAAGGCGGUGGGCAGAGCACUGUCACCGAGGGGGAGAACCCCCCUCCAGAGACCCACACUCAGGACCCCACUGCCAGGGGGGAGGGCUCCGUCACCUUCCCCUUCCUUGUUACUGGAGAUGCCAGGCAUGGAGACUCUCUCAUCAACAUUGCUGAGGCUGAAGAGAAGGGAGGGAGCCAGGAUCCGGCUACUGCUGGCCAUGUCCCACCUCUGGAGAGUGGAGCAGCCAGCCCCGUGGCCAUCAGCCAGGGCUCCAUCACCAUACCCUUCUCAGUCUUCGGUAUCAUAAAUCACAAGGGUCCCAGCUACCCGGCCGGCCCGGCCCAAAGCAAUGGCUUGAUCACCUACAGCUAUUACCAGAAGCGACGGCUGAGGUCCAGGCCUGGCAAGUCCAGCUGCACCCACCGGGAGGAAGAUUUCUGCUCCCGCAGGGCCCAUCGAAGGCGGCGCACGGAGCCGUCCGAGGACUUCUGGAUCUGCGUGUCCAUGACCAUCUGCAUCUUGUGGCUUCUGUGCAUGUACAGGCUGAAUCUUGGGGGCCUCUAGUGGUCAGCCGGCGGCUCGCUCUGGCGGCCAUGUGGCUACCCUCCUCUGAGACCACACAGCUGCCAGCCAGGCCUCCCGGUCCGUCCUCUUUCUGACUCCAUUGCUGGUUAGUGGGUUCACGUUGUGAGUGAUCUGAGAUGUGCUCAUUUGCGCCAGGAGUUUAUCGUGUGUGUCUGUGUCAAACUCCAAUAAAGCAAAACG
Molecule: messenger RNA, 1892 nt
Organism: Sciurus carolinensis (gray squirrel)
Lineage: Eukaryota; Metazoa; Chordata; Mammalia; Rodentia; Sciuridae
Gene: Rtp5
Product: receptor transporter protein 5 (putative)
Exons: 2
Coding region: 24-1691 (555 amino acids)
Biological process (GO): detection of chemical stimulus involved in sensory perception of bitter taste; protein targeting to membrane; protein insertion into membrane
Molecular function (GO): olfactory receptor binding
Source: RefSeq, a predicted model, not a curated record